This is a messenger RNA of Naegleria fowleri, 852 nucleotides long. RefSeq lists its product as uncharacterized. The transcript has a single exon. Gene Ontology annotation, molecular function: histidine phosphotransfer kinase activity; phosphorelay sensor kinase activity. Bases 1 to 852 code for a protein of 283 amino acids. Gene Ontology annotation, biological process: protein autophosphorylation; signal transduction. Lineage: Eukaryota; Heterolobosea; Eutetramitea; Acrasida; Naegleriidae. The record is from RefSeq and is a predicted model, not a curated record.
AUGAAAACUGCCUUUUGUUACCGAGUGUUUGAGGUCUUUGUUUUACAAUAUGGAGUUCUCGUGGGUGCCUAUUUAUUUUCCAAUGCUCUCAUAUCAGCCAAUCUCGAAUAUACUCGACAACAAGUAGACGCAACACAAGCUCGUGUGAAAAAUAGUGAAAAAACGAAAUUUAUUGCCAAUUUGAGUCAUGAAGCGAGAAAUCCACUGCAUUGCAUUAUGGGAAGUUUACAAAUUUUGAAUCAUCAUUUUGAGGGUGAGACAUGUAGUGGUGCCUGUAAACACUGUUUCUUUAACAAUUCUGCCAUUAGUGAAAUCAUUGGAGAUAUUAAUGAAAAUGCAUCUCUUCUUCUUCAUAUUCUUUCAUCGUCGUUACAAAUGAGUUCUCUCGAGAUGGGAAAGAUCAAACCUAAGAGUGAAGUCUUUAAUUUGAAGUUCUUGUUGGACUCUCUGGUGGGUGUCUUUGCUCAAUUGGCUCAUGAGAAAAACAUUUCUCUUCAUUCGUUUUUUAAUGUGGCACAAGUUCCUCAAUUUUUCAAAGGUGACUCUGUACGAUUGAUUCAAGUCAUUAUGAACAUUAUUUCCAAUGCAGUGAAAUAUACCAAACAUGGUUAUGUGCGAGUGAAUUGUAAUUUAGCAAACGAACAAGAUUUGAAAGAUUUUUAUGAGAGAGAAGAGAACAUUUUUAACAUGUGUCAAGGCUUGUCGAAUUCAACAAGUUCACCAUUCACAUUUGUCAAACUAGAGUUUAUUGACACAGGCUGUGGAAUUUCACCACAAGAAAUUGACAAUUUGUUCCAACCUUAUCGAAUUGUUGAACAAAAAAGUGAUGAUCAUAAUUUCACUUGGAUUUGA